UUUUGUAGCAAAAAAAUCAUUUAGAUCAGCAAUGAAAUUGUUGUACCUCUCAGUGCUUUUGAUAUCAGUCAUGCACGAAGGCUAUGGGCAAUUGCCUCAGCCUGUGGCUAAUCAAACAACGAUGGUGCUAUACCUACAAGACUAUGCGUCUGGGCCUAAUGCGACAGUUGCUGCAGUGACUGGCAUCAAGGGAAAGGACUGGUCCUACAACACAUUUGGGACCAUAUUCGUGGUUGAUGACCCUGUCAUGAUGAGCCCAAGCCCAGGCUCCACAGUAGUGGGCCGGGCCCAAGGGCUGCUUACGGCUUCGGACCACGAGGGGAACAACGUGAACGUGGUGCUUUCGAUCGUGUUCACGAAUUCGCAGUACAGUGGAAGCUCGUUGGAGAUCCAAGGCGUUAGUCGUCAGCGUGAGAGUUACAAAGAGCUUUCUGUGCUGUCUGGGACUGGCAAGUUUCGCUUUGCCAGGGGCUAUGCUGCGUUGCAGACCGCGUUUUAUGAUCCCCCCACAACACACUCCGUCAUUCGUUUGACUCUAACCAUAUCACAAACUUGAGGAGAUUAAGAAUGUUAAAUAACUCAUGUGCCUCAUGCUUCAUUGUCUCUCAAGUCUCAAUAAUAAUAUAUGUAAAAUGGGCGUAAACGUGUGUCAACCUCUUUUCAACAAUUGAUUUUAUUCAGGGUUUCGAAUGAAGCAUCA
Cajanus cajan (pigeon pea) is the source of this 700-nucleotide messenger RNA. Its product is annotated as pterocarpan synthase 1. The record is from RefSeq and is a predicted model, not a curated record. Lineage: Eukaryota; Viridiplantae; Streptophyta; Magnoliopsida; Fabales; Fabaceae.